AAAAAAAGAUUAUCAAAACUUGAAAUAUCCAAAUUAACUAUUGAAAGUCCUUUAAAUGAAAUAAUUAUUGGAUUAUUACUAGGAGAUGGACAUAUUCAAAAAAGAUCUUUAAAAGUUAAUUCUAGAUUUAUGUAUGGUCAAAGUAGUUUAAGAAUACAACAUAUUAACUAUUUUAACCACGUAUUAGAAUUAUUUAAACCCUACUUAUCUAAAGAUUUUGAACUUAAAACAAAAUCAUUUGUAGAUAAGAGCACUAAAAAUAGUUAUAGUUCAGUUAAUUUUGCUACAUUAUCAUUGCCAUGUUUUAAUUAUUACAAAAAUCUUUUUUAUAACUCAGAUAAUUUGAAAAUAGUUACUUCAAAUAUACAAGAUUUACUUACUCCAUCCCGAGGCCGCGAGGCAGCCGCACUUUUUUAUUGGAUUAUGGAUGAUGGUUCUCUUCAAAAUAAAGGUUUACAUUUAAAUACUUAUGGUUUUACCAACCAAGCCCCUCCCCCCCCUGGCUUGCCGCUAGGCGCGAUGGAGAAGGGUUCCUUAGAAAAUAGCUGGUUGUUUGGAGAAAAUACCUUGAAAUGUUCAAUACAUAAACAUAAAAAAGGAGAAAGAAUUUAUAUAUGGGGAGAAAGCAUGGAUGUGAUAAGACACAACAUAUCUAAGUUUAUGCAUAAAAAUAUGCUUUACAAAAUAAACUAUGAUAAAUUUAAAUAA
Molecule: messenger RNA, 708 nt
Organism: Postia placenta MAD-698-R-SB12
Lineage: Eukaryota; Fungi; Basidiomycota; Agaricomycetes; Polyporales; Adustoporiaceae
Exons: 3
Molecular function (GO): endonuclease activity
Source: RefSeq, a predicted model, not a curated record